Messenger RNA from Osmerus eperlanus (European smelt), 1650 nucleotides. RefSeq names its product matrix metallopeptidase 23ba (gene mmp23ba). Gene Ontology annotation, biological process: extracellular matrix organization; collagen catabolic process; proteolysis. Gene Ontology annotation, molecular function: metalloendopeptidase activity; zinc ion binding. Gene Ontology annotation, cellular component: extracellular matrix. Lineage: Eukaryota; Metazoa; Chordata; Actinopteri; Osmeriformes; Osmeridae. The transcript is spliced from 8 exons. The record is from RefSeq and is a predicted model, not a curated record. The coding region runs from base 277 to 1431 and encodes 384 amino acids.
UUGGCAGACGGUACGGAAUAGUGCAGCGGCCGGGGGUUGAAUAGAAAGCUGCAAACUUUGAUGCAGCCUUCAGCAGGCAGCUGGUGACCAAAGAUUCCACAACCCAGUCCUCUGGACUGCGCUGCCACCAAAGUUGUCCACAAACGGCAACAAAGAUUCUAAGGUGCUGUAAAAGCAUGCAAUGGACGUCCAUUAAUAUCCAUGGGGAUAGAUGGUGGUGAAAUAGUUUAGUCUGUCUUCGUUGAGGGAAUUUUUCUGGAGGGUGAUAUCGCAACGAUGGUGUGUCAGACAUUCAGAAGUUUACCAAGGGGCGACUUCAGUGCUCCUCUCCUUGCUGUGGCUGUUCUCUCUAUUAUAUUCGCAGGGAUGCAAGAAACCACAGCAUUUCCUACCUGGAGAUUAGAGGAAGAAGCUCACACCUCUGGUGUGUUGCUGAUUGGGAUUCGUAAAGAUGCCCGCUCGCAGGUGCUCCAUCUAUCCAGGAACAAGCGCUACACCCUCACCCCUGAGAAACUUACAUGGGACAAGUUCAAGCUCACAUACAAGCUGCUGUCUUUCCCAACAAACUUGAUGAAUGCCAGUGACACACGUCGAGGCAUCGCCAAGGCCUUCGGCAUGUGGAGUGACGUCUCGCCCUUCAGCUUCAGAGAAGUACCAGCCGACCAAGAUGCAGACAUCAAGAUAGGCUUUUACCCCAUCAACCACACAGACUGUCUGCAGUCCUACUUGCACCAUUGUUUUGAUGGCAUCACAGGUGAACUGGCCCAUGCCUUCUUUCCCCCAACGGGCGAGAUCCACUUUGAUGACAAUGAGUAUUGGAUUCUUGGAAACAUGCGUUUUAGUUGGAAGAAAGGGGUGUGGUUGACAGACCUGGUCCAUGUGGCAGCUCAUGAGAUUGGCCAUGUCCUGGGCCUCAUGCAUUCAUUGAACCCCAACGCUAUCAUGCACCUGAAUGCAACUCUGACAGGGCGCAAGCUCAUCACACAAGAUGAAGUGUGGGGCAUGCACCGACUCUAUGGAUGUUUGGAUAGAUUAUUUAUCUGUCCAGCCUGGGCGCGGAAAGGCUAUUGCAACAGCAAGCGCAAACUCAUGCAGAAACACUGCCCUUCCAGCUGUGAUUUCUGUUACGAGUUUCCCUUCCCCACUGUGGCCCCCACCCCCACCCCACCAAGGACCAAACACAAGCUGGUUGCAGAGGGCAAGAAGCUCACCUUCCGCUGUGGGAAGAAAAUUGCAGCCAAGAGAGGCAAAGUAUACUGGUACAAGGACGAUGAGCUUUUGCAGUACUCCCAUCCUGGCUACAUCUCCCUAAAGGACGACCACAUCAGCAUAGUGGCCAAUGCCAUCAACGAGGGUACUUACACCUGCAUUGUAAGGAAAAAGAAUAAAGUCCUCACCAACUACUCCUGGAGGGUACGUGUUCGCUUCUGAGGGGGGCGAUGGGCCACGCUCUCUGCACAGAAGCACUGGGGGUUAGCACCGAGGACACAUACACAUCUUGCUUGGUCAAACAGGGACCUCAUUCUCUUGGGCACAAAUUUAAAUGUAUGUAUGUUCUGUUUCUAAAAAUCCCAACAUCUGUUUCUCCUCCCUAUAUGUGGUUUUGUAAGUGUUUUUGUGCGUGCACAAUAAACACUUGUCCUGUGACAA